AAAAAAAUUGUAAACACCACUUGGUCUUUCAAGAAAGAUCAGUUUAAACUACGGUAUUAGUUUGAACUCUCAUUCGCACAUAGACAGACAGCCGUAAUAUGGAGAGAGACUUGGAAUUUGUAAUAGACGAAUUGAUGAUCAAUUCAGGGAACGCGGUGGAAAGUGUAACGGAGACACUUAACUCAAUAUCAAGUGAGAUAAAAAGAUUGUUGCAGAUGCUAAAGGAUUUUGGUGCCAAAGUGUUAGUGACGCUAAAGAAUGUUGGUGGCCAAGUGUUACUGACGCUGAAGAAUAUUGGAGGAGAAAUGGUGGUGACAAUGAAGAAUAUUGGUGGUGGAUUUGCUAGUUGGUUUAAUAGGGUGUUUCCGCCGGAAACUAGAACCGAAAAGAUCAAAGAAUGGUGUAAGUUUGCUUUAUGCUUCAUAGGGAUUCUAGUUAUUCUUUAUGUAAGCUUUUAUGUUGGAAAAGUAGGGGCGGAAAUAAUGAAGAAUAUUUUUGGUAAUGGAUUUCCUAGUUGGUUUACUACGGUGUUUCCGCCGGGAACUAGGGUUCAAAUGAUCAAAGAAUGGUGUCAGGUUGCUUUAUACAUCAUAAAGUUUCUGCUGCGUUCGACUGAACAAGAUGAUGAAAGCUUUCGUGUUGGAAAAAUGGUGGCGACAGUAAAGAAUUUUGGUGAUGGAUUUGCUGACGUGUUUCCGCCGCCGGGAACUAAACUCCAUAAGAUCAAAGAAUGGUGUCAGGUUGCUUCACCUUUCAUUGGUUUGCUGCUGCGGUGGCUUCAAGAAGAUGCUGAAACCUAUUAUCAGGGAGUGAAAUCGCAGCUGGAGCUGACUAAUUUAGAGGGUGAAAGCUCUAUGUAUGCGGCGGUGCUGGGACUGAUACUGCUACUGCCCAAUUAUCUGAAGGAAAAAAAUGAUAAAAUAAAGCCAGUGGCAGCAAAAGCACAAGGACCGGUGAUCGGAAUCGAUCUCGCCACUACAUACUCAUCCGUCGACGUGUUGCCAGGACCGAUGAUCGGAAUCGAUCUCGGAACUACAUACUCAUCCGUCGGCGUGUGGCAACACGACCAUGUUGAAAUCAUUGCCAAUGGUCAAGGUAACAGAAGGACGCCAUCCUACGUUAGUUUCACUGAUUUGGAGCGUCUCAUUGGUCAUGUCGCCGAAAAAGAAGUCGCUAGGAACCCUACCAAUACUGUCUUUGCUGCUAAAAGGUUGAUAGGUAGGAGAUUUAGUGAUGCCUCUGUGCAGAGUGACAUGAAGUUGUGGCCAUUCCAGGUUGGUGCUGUUGCUGGUGAUAAGCCGCCGAGGAUUGGAGUCUACUACAAGGGUGAGAAGAAACAGUUUACUGCUGAGGAGAUCUCAGCUAUGGUGCUCAUGAAGAUGAAAGAGAUUGCUGAAGCUUUCCUUGGCACAAGUGUUAGGAAUGCUGUGGUUACUGUUCCAGCCUACUUCAAUGACUCUCAGCGUCAGGCCACCAAGGAUGCUGGUGUUAUUGCAGGCCUGAAUGUGAUGCGUAUUAUCAAUGAACCUACAGCAGCUGCCCUUGCUUAUUAUGGUCUUGAUAACAAAGCUACGGGUGUUGCUGAGAAGAAUGUGCUAAUCUUUGAUCUUGGUGGUGGUACAUUGGAUGUCUCUAUUCUCACAAUUGUGGAAGGUAGUCUCUUUGUGGUGAAAGCUACUGCUGGAGACACCAGCCUUGGAGGCGAGGACUUCACCAAUAGGUUGGUUAACCAUUUUGUUCAGGAAUUCAAGAUAAAGAGCACAAAGGAUAUCACUAGUAAUCCUAUGGCGCUCCAAAGGUUGAGAACUGCAUGUGAGAGUGCAAAAAGGACUCUUUCAUCCUCUGCUCAGACCACCAUUGAAAUCGUCAAUCUAUACGAGGGUAUUGACCUUUCUUCCACCAUCACACGUACUAAGUUUGAAGAGCUUAACAUGGAUCUGUUUGCAAAGUGUGUGACAUCAGUUGAGCGCUGUUUGAGGGACGCUCGGAUGAUCCAGAUCUCGGUUCAUGAUGUCGUCCUGAUUGGUGGUUCCACUAAAAUCCCAAAGGUCCAACAACUUUUGCAGGACCUUUUCAAUGGAAAGGAGCUAUGCAAAAGCAUCAACCCUGAUGAGGCUGUUGCUUAUGGUGCUGUAGUGCAUGCUGCAAUUUUAAGUGGUGAGCGUAAGGUGCAGGACCUUUUGCCGUUGGAUGUUACUCCUCUUUCCCUUAGUGUGAGAUCUGAUACUUCUCAUAACAAUGCUGUAACGUCGAUUCCCAAAAACACCACUAUCCCAACAAGGAAUAAACACUUUACAAUCUACCCCCACACGAAAACGAUUCAGGUCUUUGAAGGUGAGAAAGUGAAGAUCACGGACAACAACUUGCUUGGCGAAUUCGAGCUCUCUGGCGUUCCUCCUAAAAGUCCUCAAAUCACAGCGCGCCUUCAAAUUGAUGCCAAUGGUAUCUUGAAUGUCUCUACUGAGGACACGACGAAUGGUAAGAAGAACAAGAUUACAGUCACCAAUAACAAGGGCAGACUCUCGAAGGAGGAGAUCGAGAAGAUGGUUCAGGAAGCAGAGAAGUACAAAUCUGAGGAUGAGGAACACAAGAGGAAGGUCAAGGCAAAGAAUGCUUUGGAGAACUACUCAAACAAUAUGAAGAAAGCUGUGAAAGAUUACAAGGAGACGAUUGAGGAUGCCACCGAGCAAAGCAACCAAUGGCUCAACGGCAACCACCUUGCUGGGGCUGAUCAAAUUGAGGGCAAACUGAAGGAGCUACAGAGCCUCUGCAACUCAAUGACUGCAAAAAUGUACCCUGGGGCAGGAGGCGACAUGUAAGUGGGUGUGCAUUAUUCGGAUUAAAUCGAAAAACCAAAUCGAAUUUUAAUUUGGAUUGGUUUUUUGGUUUGGUUUCCGAUUGAGAAAUUAAAAUUUUCAGUUUUUUGGUAUGGUUUCGGAUUUAGAAAAUUAAAAACCGAUAAACAGAAAAUUUAUGUAAUAUUAUAGUUUUAAACUACUCAGGCGGAUCCAACAUUUCAAAAGAAUGGGUGCACAAUUAUGAAGAGGUAAAUCUAGGAUUUACAUUUGACGGAUUUAACUAUAGUGUCUUACCAUGAACUCACUAUACUUUUGAAAUUAUAGGUUCAAAA
Molecule: messenger RNA, 3130 nt
Organism: Nicotiana tabacum (common tobacco)
Lineage: Eukaryota; Viridiplantae; Streptophyta; Magnoliopsida; Solanales; Solanaceae
Product: heat shock cognate 70 kDa protein 2
Molecular function (GO): ATP-dependent protein folding chaperone; ATP binding
Source: RefSeq, a predicted model, not a curated record